GCGAGUCUUGCUCCCGACGUCACCUCGGUGUUCCAAGGAACAAUGGGCAAAGCCACACUGCAAGGGGAACUUUUGCCCUUCUGGAGUUGAAGCGCCACAGAUGCCCGCAAUAUGGGCUUGGCUACGUCGUAUUAGGGCUCAAGCGCUAGGAAGGCGCGAUGCUACCCAGAGUUCGCUCCACAUUCGCAGUGCUUGGCCGCGAGAAGAUUCCUUUGACGCCAUUUGUCACCGAACCGUGGCUCCUUUGGCUUUUUUUUGACUCUCUUGCCACUUGCCGUGUGUGUGGGCCCGAGAGCCGGCUCGCGUUGCCAACUUGCCAGGGCAGGCAGCUCCGAGUGAACGUUACCACAGCGCACUCGACCUCGUAUUCCCAUGUGCCGCUGCAUCGGGAAAGGUGUGGUGACUAUGACCUGGCUCUGUUCGGGUUGGCUCGCCGUCGUCGUGUGACUGGUGAGGUGAGCCGAAGCGGCGCAAUCGAGGGGGAAAUGGGAAAUAAAGACCUCGCGCCCGCUGUUGCUCGCUCAGUUCCAUUCCUCUUCACCUAUCAACUCCAAGCAACAAUAGUAGUAAUACGCCUUCGGGUCUCGCAGUCGCUCGUUUAGCCUGCAUCUUGCUCAUCACCCUUACGCUCGCUUUACACUCGCUUAACUAAUCAACCACCGUCAAAAUGCGCGCCACUGUUCUGUCGUUGGGUGCCUUUGCCCUGCUGGCAUCUGCCCACACGUACCCCAACUGCGUAAGCAGCCC
This is a messenger RNA of Canariomyces notabilis, 747 nucleotides long. RefSeq lists its product as uncharacterized. The record is from RefSeq and is a predicted model, not a curated record. Bases 159 to 602 code for a protein of 147 amino acids. The transcript has a single exon. NCBI's taxonomy places the organism in Eukaryota, Fungi, Ascomycota, Sordariomycetes, Sordariales, Chaetomiaceae.